Molecule: messenger RNA, 1059 nt
Organism: Aspergillus clavatus NRRL 1
Lineage: Eukaryota; Fungi; Ascomycota; Eurotiomycetes; Eurotiales; Aspergillaceae
Product: NmrA family NAD(P)-binding protein
Exons: 2
Coding region: 1-1059 (352 amino acids)
Source: RefSeq, a predicted model, not a curated record
AUGACACAGCAAAAGAAAACCAUUGCCGUCGUUAACGCGACAGGCCGUCAGGCUGCCUCUCUCAUCCGCGUCGCUUCCGCCGUCGGUCACAAUGUACGAGCUCAGAUCCAUUCCCUCAAGGGGAUUAUAGCGGAGGAACUGCAGGGACUUCCCAACGUUACGCUCUUCCAAGGACCUCUGCAGGACAAUCCCUCGUUAAUGGAUAACCUGUUCCGAGGAGCAAACCUGGCGUUCAUCAACACAACAUCACAAUCCGGGGAUGAGGUCGCCAUUGGCAAGGCGCUGGCCGACGCCGCGAAGCGAGCAGGCACCAUCCAGCAUUACAUCUACAGCAGCAUGCCCGAUCACUCCGUUCACGGUCCGUGGCCGCCUGUGCCACUGUGGGCGCCCAAGUUCACUGUCGAGAACUACGUGCGACAACUGGGAAUACCGGCGACUUUUGUCUAUGCGGGCAUCUACAACAACAACUUCACCAGUCUCCCCUAUCCGCUCUUCCAGAUGGAACUCAUGCCGGACGGCAGCUUUGAAUGGCAUGCGCCGUUUGAUCCCGACACCCCAUUACCGUGGCUGGACGCCGAACACGACGUUGGGCCGGCGCUGCUGCAAAUCUUCAUGGAUGGGCCUAAGAAAUGGCACGGUCAUCGGAUUGCUCUGACAUUCGAGACUCUCUCCCCCAACCAGGUGUGCGCCGCCUUCUCGCGCGCGUUAAAUCGACCAUGCCACUAUGUGCACGUGCCCCGAGUGGAAGUCAAGGUCAACAUUCCUACCGGAUACCGGGAACAACUCGAGGCCAUCGAGAUGGUCUUUGGGCAGUGCAACGCGCCUUACUUCCCUCAACCCGAAUUUUCCCGUCCGGCAGCCGGUUCGCCCAAGGGGUUGGGCCCUGCCAAUGGCAAGGGUGCUGGGGCGGGAAUGAUGCAGGGUCCCGGAGGAGUCGUCUCAUUACGAGUCACCGACGAGGCGCGACAGCUGUGGGAGGGCUGGAGGGACAUGGAGGAAUAUGCGCGGGAAGUGUUUCCAGUUGAAGAGGAAGCCAACGGUCUCGAUUGGAUGCUGUAA